AUGCCGGAUAACCGAACAAUCUUAGGCCCACUGACAGAGUCGUGGGCAUACCCUACCGCAUGCGGUAGCUUGUUAUAUUUGCCAGACUGCUCUACUUGCACUGUGGCAUCGCAAGCUCAGAAGUGCAAUACUGCUUUUCCCACUACGAUCAACGACCGUGAAAAUUUCAAAUGCUGGCCUCCAGCAACGCCGCCGAAUGGCUUUAUUCCCCCCGUCAGCGGUUGGGGUAUUUACAAACCUGCCACCAAAUGCCCCGAAGGCUUCACGGUCGCAUGCACAGCUGAAGGGACGACAAAAAGCGAUUUCGAGUUCCAGUUCGAGGUCAAUGACGAUGAGUUUGAGUAUUUUUUUUCUGCGGGCCUUUUGAGUGUAAUCUCUUGCGAUUCGGGCAGUACUAUUCUCAGGAGCGUGACGGCGCCGACACGAUUCACCAUAGAGACUCGUUCUACUGUAACGGAAAACAUUACUGUGCAUGCACCUAUGUUUCAGCUGGCUGGGCUGAAGCGACUCGAGCCAGUAUCGACAACAUCGACGUCGACAUGGACAGAAACCCCUGCAUCUCAUAUCAAGUCAGACUCUGGAGGAGGUUUGUCAACGGGGGCCCAAGCUGGUAUUGGCGUUGGAGUUGGCGUCAUCGGACUCGGGAUUAUCGGUGCAGCGUUCUACCUCUGGCGGAGGAGAGGAAGGUCACCGAAGUCUGGGUUAGAAUCAUCUCAGUUGGAUUCGCAAGAGAUAAAGCCACCAGGCGAGUUAGGGGGAACACCUUUGUCGCCUCCUCCCCAAUAUACCCCGGUUGAGCUUGAUGGGACUCCCGCUAGACAGGAGUUGCCGUGA
Molecule: messenger RNA, 834 nt
Organism: Fusarium venenatum
Lineage: Eukaryota; Fungi; Ascomycota; Sordariomycetes; Hypocreales; Nectriaceae
Source: RefSeq, a predicted model, not a curated record